This is a messenger RNA of Miscanthus lutarioriparius, 513 nucleotides long. Lineage: Eukaryota; Viridiplantae; Streptophyta; Magnoliopsida; Poales; Poaceae. The record is from the annotation of a GenBank genome assembly.
AUGGAUCAGGUGCUCAACAAGGUGGGGAGCUACUGGUUCAGCAAGAGGGCCAGCAAGGAAAUCGACUCCAUCGGCGAUGACAUCAGCUCGAUCUCAAGCAGCAUUGGAGGGUCAGCCAAAUGGAUGGUGAACAAAAUUAAAGGGAAGAUGCAGAAAGCACUGCCAGACCUCCUCAAGGAAUAUGACAUGCCAGCAGGGCUCUUCCCACAGGACGCGACUAACUAUGAGUUCAAUGAAGAGACAAAGAAGCUGACAGUGUACAUCCCAUCAGCCUGUGAUGUUGGUUACAAGGACUCGUCAGUGCUGCGGUUCUUCACCUGUGUGACAGGCUACCUUGAGAAGGGGAAGUUUUCCGACAUCGAGGGCAUGAAGACGAAAGUGCUGGUCUGGACCAAGGUGACUGCCAUCAAGACCGAGGGCCCAAAGGUCCAUUUCACUGCCGGCGUGAAGAAGACUCGGAGCCGUGACGCCUAUGAGGUCGUUAGAGAUGGUAUCGCCAUAGAUAAGUUCUAG